This is a messenger RNA of Malus domestica (apple), 1352 nucleotides long. RefSeq names its product beta carbonic anhydrase 5, chloroplastic. Gene Ontology annotation, biological process: carbon utilization. The record is from RefSeq and is a predicted model, not a curated record. Gene Ontology annotation, molecular function: carbonate dehydratase activity; zinc ion binding. NCBI's taxonomy places the organism in Eukaryota, Viridiplantae, Streptophyta, Magnoliopsida, Rosales, Rosaceae.
GUAGUGUUUGUGAGUGUGUGCAGAGCAUAGCAUAUAGCUGUACUUUAAACUUGGGUUUCUCCGUCUUUUUUGGAGGUGGACAAGUGUUUCUUGAUCCGACCAGCCAACUCACCCGCACCUUUCCCUUCCCCACCAUCUUUUAAACGCUCUCCUCUCUCAAAAACUGAAACCCCAUUUUCCAUUUCCAAUUUCCCAUUUCCCAUUUCAGCUCUCUCGCUCUCUUCCAUGGCUGAUCUUGCGCCAACCUCUGUUUUAAAUGACUCAAUUUCCAAUCCCUCCUCCUCGGACACACGACAAAUCUUUGGUUCUAAUCUGAAAUCAGGAAAAGUUCAGCCGACCCAAUUGAGAUUGUUAACUACUUCCGAGAGAUGUUUACAAUAUAAGAUUACGACUACAUGCAACCUUCGGAUUGGUCCUAAGAGCAAUUGUCCAGGUUUGACUGUAAAGGCUUCAAGAGAGUCCUUAGGGAUCACUGAACAACAUAAAACCAACAAACUGGAGAGAGUAGCUGAAACGGAUGAUCGGAGCGAAUUGUUUGAGGAUAUGAAACAACGGUUUGUUGACUUCAAAAAGCAUAAAUACAUGGAAAACUUGGAACAUUAUCAAAAUCUUGCAAAGUGUCAAGCGCCAAAGUUCAUGGUCAUCUCUUGUGCAGAUUCUAGGGUAUGCCCCUCGACCAUUCUGGGAUUUCAACCGGGAGAAGCAUUUGUAGUGCGCAACAUUGCGAAUUUGGUGCCCCCCUUUGAGAGUGGACCCUCAGAAACAAAUGCUGCAUUGGAAUUUUCUGUGAAUUUUCUGAAAUUGUAUUGUAGAUCGAAAACAUAUUGGUCGUUGGUCACAGCUGCUGUGGAGGCAUUCGUGCUCUUAUGGGCAUGGAUGAUGAAGUUGAUAAAAGCUUUAUCCAAAAUUGGGUUGUUGUUGGGAAGGAUGCAAGGUCGUGGACAAAAGCUGCUGCCUCCAAACUCAGUUUUGACCAGCAGUGCAAACAUUGUGAGAAGGAAUCAAUCAACCGUUCAUUGUUGAACCUGCUCACGUACCCAUGGAUAGAAGAAAAAGUGAAGAAAGGUGUUCUUGCUGUUCAUGGUGGUUAUUAUGACUUUGUUGAAUGUACAUUUGAGAAAUGGACGCUCGAUUAUAAGGAAGACAACUUGAAGGAGAAACAUGGCAGAAUUUCAGUUAAAAAUCAUUUGUUUUGGUCUUGAUUUCAUCUGUGGCCUUGUAUGAUCUAAUUCAUCAAAUAAAUUAUUUAAAAAAUAUGUUGUUUGUAUGGUGAUUAAAUUAAAACGAUUCGAAAAAUAAUGUAAAAUGAUUUGGUUUGUAUUAAAAUAUAAUAAAUAAAAUAAUGUUUAUAA